AUGGCAGGAUAUCAGCUCUGGUCACCAUGGACCCCACUGGAUGAGAGCUUCCAAUGGCUGCGGCACACAACACCUACUCCUUCUUCCAAGCAUCCUUUUAGGGCCUCCCUUUCCUUCCCACAUACCCCUUCUGACCUUGAAGUGCAGCUGUGCUUUCAAGAGGUCACUCUAGUUCUAGACAGUCCACUCCUAGGACCUGGAGAGAGUCCCAAGUUACCCUGCCACACAUCAGAGCUCCAAACUGUGAAUAACAAGAAAGGACUGGUCAGAAAGCCACAGCCUGUCCGCCUCAGUGGAGUGGAUUCUGUCUUUGGCAGAGUCAUCACGGCUCAACCACCCAAAUGGACUGGAACCUUCAGAGUUUCAGACAAGUCGGCCUUCUGCAAAAUUAUCAGCAGGGAGCAUCAGUGGCCCACUGGACUUAAGGAGCCUCAGAUUCAAAUGACAGUGACUAUGUGCAAACAGAUGCUACGCUCUAUCCUCUUGCUAUAUGCAACAUACAAGAAGUGCACCUUCGCCUUGCAACACUCCAAGUAA
Messenger RNA from Jaculus jaculus (lesser Egyptian jerboa), 537 nucleotides. RefSeq names its product FANCD2 opposite strand (gene Fancd2os). The record is from RefSeq and is a predicted model, not a curated record. The transcript has a single exon. NCBI's taxonomy places the organism in Eukaryota, Metazoa, Chordata, Mammalia, Rodentia, Dipodidae. The coding region runs from base 1 to 537 and encodes 178 amino acids.